Molecule: messenger RNA, 2853 nt
Organism: Phragmites australis (common reed)
Lineage: Eukaryota; Viridiplantae; Streptophyta; Magnoliopsida; Poales; Poaceae
Product: sucrose synthase 4
Exons: 15
Coding region: 13-2652 (879 amino acids)
Biological process (GO): sucrose metabolic process
Molecular function (GO): sucrose synthase activity
Source: RefSeq, a predicted model, not a curated record
GUGCGGGGCCCCAUGUUCGCGAGGGCCUCGCCGCGCAGUGGCGGCAUUUGCCCGUCGCACGGGGCCCACCCCGGCUACGCGUCCACAGAACGCCGCGUGCAUCUUAUAAAGUUGGGCAUCUUCUGUUUCUCGCCUCCCUCACCACCGCCACCACCGCACCACACCACACCACAGUUGAGCACGCUCGCGGCCGCGGGAGCGAGCACGAGCGAGCCGGCAGCCAUGUCCGCCCCGAAGCUGGACCGCGCCCCGAGCAUCCGCGAUCGAGUCGAGGACACCCUCCACGAGCACCGCAACGAGCUCGUCGCCCUCCUUUCCAAGUACGUGAACAAGGGGAAGUGCAUCCUUCAGCCGCACCACAUCCUCGCCGCGCUCGACGAGGUCCAGGGCUCCGGCGGCCGCGCCCUCGUCGAGGGCCCCUUCCUCGACGUCCUCUGCUCCGCGCAGGAGGCCAUCGUGCUGCCACCGUUCGUGGCCAUCGCGGUGCGGCCGCGGCCGGGGGUGUGGGAGUACGUCCGCGUAAACGUGCACGAGCUCAGCGUCGAGCAGCUCACCGUCUCGGAGUACCUCUGCUUCAAGGAGGAGCUCGUCGACGGCCAGCACAACGAUCCAUACGUUCUCGAGCUUGACUUCGAACCAUUCAAUGUCUCAGUCCCACGCCCGAAUCGGUCAUCAUCUAUUGGAAAUGGCGUGCAAUUUCUCAACAGGCACUUGUCUUCGAUCAUGUUCCACAACAGAGAUUGCCUGGAGCCCCUGCUAGACUUCCUCCGUGGUCACCGGCACAAGGGGCAUGUGAUGAUGCUAAACGAUAGGAUACAGAGCUUAGGGAGGCUUCAGUCUGUGCUGACAAAAGCUGAGGAGAAGUUGUCAAAGCUCCCAGCUGACACACCAUACUCACAAUUUGCUUAUCAAUUUCAAGAAUGGGGCUUGGAGAAAGGUUGGGGUGAUACAGCUGAACAUGUUUUAGAAAUGAUUCAUCUCCUUCUGGAUAUUCUUCAAGCGCCUGAUCCAUCAACACUGGAGACAUUCUUGGGGAGGAUCCCCAUGAUCUUUAAUGUUGUUGUAGUAUCCCCUCAUGGAUACUUCGGUCAAGCUAAUGUAUUAGGCUUGCCAGACACAGGAGGACAGGUUGUCUAUAUACUGGACCAAGUUCGUGCAUUAGAGAAUGAGAUGGUUCUUCGGUUAAAGAAACAAGGGCUCGAUGUUACCCCUAAAAUUCUCAUUGUUACUCGGCUGAUACCAGAUGCAAAAGGGACAUCAUGCAAUCAGCGGCUUGAGAGAAUAAGUGGAACACAGCAUACUUACAUAUUAAGAGUUCCCUUCAGAAAUGAAAAUGGUAUACUCAAGAAGUGGAUAUCAAGAUUUGAUGUGUGGCCAUACUUGGAGAAAUUUGCUGAGGAUGCUUCUGGUGAAAUUGCUGCAGAAUUACAGGGCACUCCAGACUUCAUAAUUGGAAACUACAGCGAUGGAAAUCAUGUGGCGUCGUUGCUAUCUUACAAGAUGGGGAUUACCCAGUGCAAUAUUGCUCAUGCUCUGGAAAAGACUAAAUAUCCUGAUUCAGACAUAUACUGGAAGAAGUUUGAUGAGAAGUACCAUUUCUCUUGUCAGUUCACUGCUGAUAUAAUAUCUAUGAACAAUGCUGAUUUUAUUAUCACAAGCACAUACCAAGAAAUUGCCGGAAGCAAAAACACUGUUGGACAGUACGAGAGUCAUACUGCUUUUACUCUUCCUGGCCUGUACCGUGUUGUCCAUGGGAUUGAUGUUUUUGAUCCGAAGUUCAAUAUAGUCUCUCCUGGAGCGGACAUGUCCAUAUAUUUUCCACACACUGAAAAGGCCAAGCGGCUCACUUCCCUUCAUGGUUCAAUCGAAAACUUAAUUUACGACCCAGAGCAAAAUGAUGAACACAUUGGGCAUCUGGAUGACCGAUCAAAACCCAUCCUCUUCUCCAUGGCAAGACUUGACCGGGUUAAGAACAUAACGGGACUGGUUGAAGCUUUUGCUAAAAGCACUAAGCUAAGAGAGCUAGUAAACCUUGUUGUCGUUGCUGGGUAUAAUGAUGUAAAAAAAUCCAAGGACAGAGAAGAAAUUGCAGAGAUAGAGAAGAUGCAUGAACUUAUUAAGACCUAUAACUUGUUCGGGCAGUUCCGUUGGAUCUCUGCUCAGACAAACAGGGCUCGUAAUGGUGAGCUCUAUCGCUACAUAGCUGAUACUCGUGGUGCUUUUGUACAGCCAGCCUUUUAUGAAGCAUUUGGUCUCACUGUUGUGGAGGCCAUGACCUGUGGACUCCCUACUUUUGCAACACUCCAUGGAGGGCCUGCUGAGAUUAUAGAGCAUGGUACCUCGGGUUUCCACAUUGAUCCUUACCAUCCUGAGCAGGCUGCUAAUCUGAUCGCUGAUUUCUUCGAACAAUGCAAACAAGACCCCAGCCACUGGGUUCAAGUAUCUGAAGCUGGCCUUAAGCGCAUAUAUGAAAAGUACACAUGGAAGAUAUACUCUGAGAGGCUGAUGACAUUGGCUGGGGUCUAUGGUUUCUGGAAGUAUGUCUCGAAGCUUGAGAGGCGGGAGACUAGGCGUUACCUUGAAAUGUUCUACAUACUGAAGUUUCGUGAGCUGGUGAAGACCGUGCCGCUUGCAAUAGAUGAGACGCACUAAUUGUUCCCUUCCCAGGGAAAAAUCUGAAUGUUAUCAGAGUAAGGUGCUCCGGACGGUAAUAAAAUGUGUAUAUGCGCCCGUCUAUCUGGUACUGAACCUGUUGUCUCUGUAACUAAAUUUGUGGGACAUCUUGGUUAUGUAAUGUUUGAUGAUGCUCUUUUUUAUGUCAAACUGCAAUCCGUUGCUCUUUGUGGUUUUUAA